GUGCGGUACUUUUCGUCAUCUUCUUCCUGGCUGGGACCAUGGCACACACGUUCUAUGCAUGGAGAUACCGAGCAAAGUACUUCACGGCUUUGAUCGUCGGUUGCGUCUUUGAAGCAGUUGGAUACAUUGCCCGCGCUUUGUCUCAUUCACAUCCAAAGCUGCUCGGCCCGUACAUUAUGCAAAGCAUGCUUAUCCUCAUCGCCCCUCCACUAUUCGCUGCGACCAUCUACAUGACACUCAGCCGAAUCAUACGGCUCACUCGCAUUUUUGUCAUCAGCGAUGUACUCUGUUUCCUGAUCCAGGGCAACGGAGGAGGAUUGCAGGCUAUCGGGACACUCCACAUGUACAGCCUCGGGGCCGACAUUGUCAUCGCCGGACUGGUGCUGCAAAUCGUCGUCUUCUGCCUCUUCGUGGCUGUGGCAGUCAGCUUCCACUUGCGUCUCCGCAAGCAGCCGACCGCUGGCGGUGCAUGCCCUCCACUGGACUGGGAAAAGCACAUGUACACUCUGUACGUUGCAAGUGCAAUGAUACUGCUCCGAAACCUUGUCCGCGUCAUCGAAUACGCUCAAGGCAACGAUGGCUUUGUCGUCUCCCAUGAAAGCAUGCUAUACAUAUUUGAUGCGUGUAUGAUGUUGGCUGUCGUUGUUCUGCCUUUGGUCAUUCAUCCUGGUCAAAUUCUCGGACGCGCCAAAGCAGGAGACCGUAACUCAGGACAUGACCACCUGCUCCAGCCGGUCGACAAGACACGAUCAAUUAUCUUCUGGAAGAAA
This is a messenger RNA of Aureobasidium uvarum, 770 nucleotides long. Lineage: Eukaryota; Fungi; Ascomycota; Dothideomycetes; Dothideales; Saccotheciaceae. The record is from the annotation of a GenBank genome assembly.